UAAAAUUAGACAUAUUUUACAGAUUUCCGGCAAAAACAAUCGUGAAAUAUUUACCAAAUGAAUUGAUUUUAGAUUUGAUUUGCCUUAUUUUCAGGCUCACUAAUGAGAACAGUGUUUUUAUUACCAAAAUAUCUUGCAAAGUGCGCAAAAUAAAGUAUGAAUUUGCUUUUCGAAUGAGGUCAAAAUUCGGCACAUUUUCGUGACAAUUGCAUGAAAAGCUUUCAUGAUAUGAAUGGUGUCAAUGGGUUUUAAGUCGGUUAAAUUUCAUUGAUAAUCUAUAUUUAAUAUUGUACAUGUAUUUUUAACGCAUAUUCAGUGUGACGUAUGUUUGACAUGUGUUAAAUGUGAUUACAUCGAAUCGUUAAUUGGUGUUUUGAUCAGCUGCGAGAUGAUCGCCUAGGAAUAUUCCUCUAUUGAUCAGAGUAACAAAUAAAUCGGAACAGGAAAGGUGGGAAAGAGUCAUCACCAGGAAAUAUUGUAGAAAAAAUAUCAUCUGAUUAGCCUAGAAUGUCAGUUUACACUCCUAAAGAAAACCAUUUAGUUAAACAACGGUUUGGUUCUAAAAAUCAAGAACUCGAUUCCUUUGGAAGAUUUAGUGAAACAAAAUAUUUUGAAGGAAUUGGAAGUAUGGAAAAAGCAAUGACACCAUUUGAAGGUUCAAAUACAGCAGAUGAGACAAUAUCAGACAACAUAGGUGGUCUGCCAGAAGUUUUAAAUAGAUUUUAUGAACAAGGAAUGAACAGUUUAGACACCGAGUUGACAAGCCAAAUUUUAUCCUCCAUUAGAAACAAAUUAACUUCCAGCAUGAAUCAUUCACCUGAAACAUCAAAAGAACAAGAUGUAUCUGAAUUGACUUUAAUUAAACAGGAAAUCCAAGAGGACUUUGUUAAUUAUAAUGAUAGUUUUGAUAAUGAGCUUUCGUAUCCCCAAACUUCACAGGCAUAUCAUCAGAACCCGGUGAACCAUUACUCAGCCUCUUCAUUAGAAUCCUGCUCAUCUAAUGUUAGUCCAGACUCCUCUCUUAAUCCAUCAUAUGCCUCAUCUGCGUCAGCGUCGCCCAAGGAAUUGCUACAAUUUGGAUUUGCCGAAACAGAUUUUGGCCAGUCAGAGCAAGCGGUCAGUUGUGACUCUACACAGACUGCUUCAGGCACUGGAGGAGCGAAAUUUAAACAGGCUUCAAAGCAGACAAAUUUGCUGCCACCAUGUAGGGUGUGUGGAGAUAAAGCAUCUGGUUUCCAUUACGGAGCUAACACAUGUGAAGCUUGCAAGGGAUUUUUUAGAAGAAGCUUGAAGAAGGACAGACUUGAUUUCAAAUGUAACGGUUCAAAUAAGUGUGAGAUUCAAAAGGGUAGACGAAAUAAUUGUCCCAUGUGUAGGUACAACAGAUGUCUUAAUGCAGGAAUGUCAAAACAAGCCAUUAAGACAGGAAGAUAUACACAUGAAAAGCGGACACAGGACAUUGUCGAGGUGAAAACUUUAAAGGGAGAACUCGGUCCACAUUUCCUUCAGCCAUCUUUUAUCAAAGUAGAAUAUCCACCUAAAAGUGCAGCCAAGAAGACACUGAGUACAGAAAAUCGACAAUUGUUAGAUUGUAUCUACUCCGCUCAUAAGCAAAUUUUUCCAUUUUGGCAUAAAGUUCUUGACUCUGGAUCUCAUCAAAUAAAGUCAAGAAAACAUGCGGAGCAGUAUAGGAUUAAGACAAUUUUGAAAUCUGAAACAUCAAGUAUGGUGUCCGAGGAGUGCAAUAAUGUCAACACUGAAAGUAUGGUGGAGGAGGAUGAACGUAAAAAUACAAUAGAUACCGUCACAAAGCACAUAGAGAUCUCAAUUAUGGCGUUUGUCAGAUAUGCAAAGUCUAUCCCAGGAUUCACAGAUCUUACUCUCAAUGAUCAGGCAGCUCUUGUCAAAUUGUCAAGGUUUGAAAUCUGGAUGAUUGGGGCUCAUAAGUUUAUGGAUUAUGAUCUGAAGGUGGUAUCUGGGCCACGUGGGAACUCGUACCAUAUGGAAGAGCUUGCUGAUGUCAUGGAUAAAGAUUUUGUUAGCUCUCUCUUCAACUUCGCUCAAUCAAUGCAAGAUAUCAAACUGACCAAUGAAGAGACAGCUCUGCUUAAAUGUGUAGCCCUCACUUUUGCAGAUCGUAGUGAGCUACAAGAGCCGGAUAAAGUGGAAGCUAUUCAGCUGAGACUGACCAACUGUUUAGAAGAGUUGCUAGGAGACGGUCAGAGGUUUGCUAAGGUGAUGAAUGCCCUGAUUCGUCUGAGAGAUCUAACCGAGUGGAAUAAAACUAUCUCUGAAAACAUGGUUCUAGAAUGGCCAAAUAUGAAACAGCAUCCUUUAUUACUGGAAAUCAUGUCAGUUUCAUAAUGGAAUACAGAAUUAUUUUUGUUUUGAUAUUUUUACUCUGGAUCAAUUUCUUUAUAUAGUUAGUAAGAUUUGAACUAAUUAGCACUUUUUGCAGGAUAUUUUAUGUAUGUUUAAAUGAAGAGUAAGAAAUCAUACAUGGUAGGAAUCUUGAAUGAAGGCAAGAAUUCAAGUUUGAUUGAAGAAACCUGAUGAAAGAAGGGUUUAGUUCUUUUUUGUGCAAAAUGAUAUUCAGGGUAACGUUUAAUUAACAUAGCAAUGAUAUUUAUAUUGGUAUGUGUGAAUGUUAUAAGUCUGUAAGGUAUGUAAUCUUGAAUUACAUACGAGGCUUACAGGAAAUCAUAAAUUUGCAAUAGUAUACUAUUAUUUUAAAGUGGCAUUUAAUUAAUGCAUGUCUUUAAAAUGCUGUUUGUGUAUUAUGUAUCUGUUUUGUUUGUUAAACAUAUUGUUUUUCAUUUGACAAUCAAGAGAAGGUUUCCUUCUUUAAAGUAAGUGUUUGCCCGUAACAUUAACAAAUAUUGCAUAUAUAAUUUCGUUGUUUUGACAAGGUCUCAACUAUAAGCAGUUUACAUACAUAUUCAUUAUUGUAUGUGUAUUGAAAUUGUGUAAUAGAAAAGUGUGUUUAUUUUUCUUAAUUGUGUUCUGAUGAAAAAUUUAUUUUUCCUUUAAAAUCAGGGUAAAGAAACAUGUGCAUAUCAUGUCAUAUUGUUUGAUCUCUUUCAUUUACUAUCACAUGUACAAUAUUUGUAAUAUAGUGUUCUCAUUUUCUUAGUUUAUGAUAUUUAUAUUACUAUAUUAUGUUGAAUUUUCUUUGUUAAGUGUCUGUUAUGUUAAAGUGACAAUAUGCUGAUCCAUAAGAUAAGAUGUAACCAUCAAAGAGUAAUUUUAAGAUAUGAUGUAACCAUCAAAGAGUAAUGUUAAGAUACAUGUAAGAUGUAACCAUCAAAGAGUAAUGUUAAGAUAAGAUGUAACAAUCAAAGAGUAAUUUUAAGAUAAGAUGUAACUAUCAAUGAGUAAUGUUAAGAUAAGAUGUAACAAUCAAAGAGUAAUGUUAAGAUAAGAUGUAACCAUUAAAGAGUAAUGUUAAGAUAAGAUGUAACCAUCAAAGAGUAAUGUUAAGAUAAGACGUAACCAUCAAAGAGUAAUGUUAAGAUAAAAUGUAACAAUCAAAGAGUAAUGUUAAGAUAAGAUGUAACAAUCAAAGAGUUAUGUUAAGAUAAGAUGUAACUAUCAAAGAGUAAUGUUAAGAUAAGAUGUAAUCAUCAAAGAGUAAUGUUAAGAUAAGACGUAACCAUCAAAGAGUAAUGUUAAGAUAAAAUGUAACAAUCAAAGAGUAAUGUUAAGAUAAGACGUAACAAUCAAAGAGUUAUGUUAAGAUAAAAUGUAACAAUCAAAGAGUAAUGUUAAGAUAAGAUGUAACAAUCAAAGAGUUAUGUUAAGAUAAGAUGUAACUAUCAAAGAGUAAUGUAAUGCUAAGAUGUAACCAUUAAAGAGUAAUGUAAUGAUAAAAUUUAACCAUCAAAGAGUAAUGUAAUGCUAAGAUGUAACCAUCAAAUAGUGACUUUAAUAAAGUAUUUGGCAAUGAAAAGUUGAAAUAUAAGAUGUAAUUGUCAAAGAAUAAUGUAAUGAUGUAAUCAACAUAGCAAACUUUAAUGAUAAAGUCAUCAAAAAGUAAUUUAAUCCUGUAUUUGAAAUGAUAAAAUGAAGUUAUCAAGGAGAAAUUUAUAUAAUGAUAUAAUGAUGUAGUCAUUAAAGUGAAAAAUGAAUUUAUCAAAGAAAAAUUUAAUGAUAAGGUGUAUUCAUCGAAGAAAUGUAUUAGUAGUAAAAUGGUUACAAUUAGUUAACAAAAAUGAAUUUGUUACAGUAUAGGUAAAUGAAAUGAUUGGAGGUAGUCAUCCGAUAUAAAUGAGAUAAUAUGAAGUAGUCAUAAAAGAUUAAUAUAAUUUAGUCAAUAUAUAGGAGCAUAACUUUUAAUGAAAGUCAUUAAAGAUGAAUUAAAUCUUUAAAUGUAGCAAUAUGAUAAUAUGUAGUCAAUAUUUAUGGAUAUUAUUAUAUGAUGUAGUCAUAAAGGAGGAUUAUACUAACAAGAUUUAGUCAUUAAUGAUAAUAACACUAAUGUGAUGUAACCGUUUAGUAUUAUGAUUGCAUGUGACCAAUGAAAGAGAAUUUUUUUUAACAUAUUUAAUCAGAUAUUUUUAUUAUUAUUAUAAUUAUAAUGCUAUAAUCCAAAACUCUGUAUUUUUAAUUUAAACCGGUGUCUUCUUUAAGUUUUAGAUUUUGAAAUAUUGCAGCCCAAAGUUUUUACAGGAAAUAUAUUAUCAUGUAUAUGAGAAUAUUUGUAUAUGUUUGUAUUGAAAGUUGUUUAUAUCCAAAUCCUACAAGUUAUUUGCAACAUCUUCAGAAGAAUUUCAUUGCCCAUUUUCUUUGAAAGGGAGAGUGCACGAUAGGAGAUAGAUUUAACUUUGGGAAUCUACUUGCUAUUAAAGUGUGACCAUUUAACCAGAAAUGCUGACAUGGAAAAUUGUUUAAUAUACUGCUUAUAUUCCAACUUAUAUAAGGGAUAGUCUGUCUGCUAACAAAAGCUGUGGUAUAACAGGGCUUCCACUAGGAAUUUUUUUUAGGAAGUCAGGACUUCCUUUCAAGGAAUUUUGGAAGUCAUGAGGUAAAUUUCUGGAAGUCAGUUGUUCUUACGCGUAUAAUUUUCAUGUUUCAAUGUUUGAUUUAUAGUAUGGGAUGAUACAAGUAAAAGCAAUUAUUUUAAUCACAAGAUUCUAAAAAUGUCAUUCCUUUUAAUGUUUUAAGUUCAAAGUAUCUUUACAUGAUUGUUGGGUAAAUAUUUUCAAUAGAAGUAAGAACAUUACCCUGAAAAGGACUGUAUUGUUGUUAUUUAAGGACAGUGGUAACCGUGUAGAACGUGAUAACAUACAAAUAAUUGCUCAUUGGUGUAACAAAAAAAAAAUAUUUCCAGAAAACUUUUAAUUCUUAUACUAUAAGCAUCACUUAUUAUGUUCAUUUUUUCUAAACGAAAUACAAUGUAUUGACUGCCAUUUAAGUUUUUCAUUAAGAAUACUUUCUGGUUUUGUUCAUAAUUCCUGUUUCAUAUACAUGAAGUGUACAGUAAAUACAUGUAGUUUAAUGUCUUAUAGAAAACCGUGCUUAGUGUUUUCUUUUUCUAGAAAAAGCCUGGUUUAAUCUUAUGGAGCAGGGAUCCAAUAACCUAACUUUGCAUUCCUUUAUACAUUUGUACAUUGUUUAUUGUAAAAGUUUAGCACAUCAUAGUUCACUUUCUUUAUUUACUAUGUGCUUCAAUUUGUGUUUUCUGUAUGUAAUUAAAACCUGCCUGCAUAAUAAUUCAAUUUGUAUUAAAUUAGAAAAAGCAUGAAUGUGAUAAAAAAAAUGAUAUAAAAUUUGUGCCUUUUUUCAGUCCUUUUUUUAUACACAAAAGCAUUCCAAAAUUACGGGAAAAGCAGUUUACCAAAGAUGAUUUUCUUGUGAUGAUUGUACAUAAUUUAUAUGGGAUGUAUAUGUCUCUCUUGUUAUAAUUUCUAUUGAUAGUAUAUUUUGAUAUAGUUUAUGAUCAUUAUUGACUUGUUAUUGAAAUCUGAUAUAUAUAAAGUUAUUUUAUAUUAAUGGCAUUUCUUAUUUAACCCUUAACCGUAGUUGUGAGUAGCUUGACGAUCAACAGCCAGGUCAACCUGCACAUCUAGGCAGGCUGACCUGGUUCGUUACUUUUUCACUGACAUGAUUUUAUGUUCAUUUAAAUAUCCUGAAGAUGGAUUAUAAAUUGGACAGUAUCAGAAAAAGGAAGUUAUGGUAAAUAGGUUUAUUUAACAAACUUGGCAGGUUAUGGGUUAAAUUGAUGUGUUGUUGUUUUUUUUUACCAAUAAAACAAACUGAAUAUUGGUGAGUGUAUCUAUCCGUGGUUUCCGUUUUAGAAAAUCAUUGCUAGACUUUUAAGAUGGUGAAAACAAUGUGAUAUAUAAAUUUAUUAUAUACAUGUACUUAUAAAUGAAAUAUUAAGAAAUGUUGAUGAAAUAAAAAUGUAUAUUUUCAUUUUUCAUAUUUUCACUGUAAAAAUUUAUUUUUCACUUCAGUGAAACAAUUGUUUUUGGUAUUUUCACUGGUGUUUUGCUGGACUACUUUGUUCUGAGUUCAGCCUAUACAAAAUAUUUAAGGGGAAGUCUUUCAAAUGGCAAUAUAAAAAAAAGGAAAAUGUAUAUAAUUAACAAAAAAAUUAAGUUUUUUCUAUAAAUACAGGAUUUAUUUUCAUCUUGUACUAUGAAAAUUAUCAUAUUUCACUCAAGGCUACUGUUUCUCAUGAAAUAUUUAUUUUCAUACCAAUAGAUAAAAAUAAAUCUAGUAUUUAUAGGAAAAAAACUUAAAUUUCCUGUAAUAACUAUGUACUGAAUAAAUAAAUUGACUAAGGCUGUUUUAUUAUAAAAUCUAUAAAUACAUAUAGCUUUUAUAUUGCUCAUUUAGGAUUUCCAGAAUGUUUAUUUUUAUGAAAAGAAACUGUUGAAAAUGCUCUGAUAAGGACCUGUUAAUAUUUUUACUAAACCAAUACAAUGGAAGGCAUUUCAAUCUAUUUAUAGAUUAAAUGAAAAUUUUCUAUAUUUGAUAAUUGCUUAAAGUCCAGUGUCACAAUUUGUUUUAGUUUUGCUGUAAAGUGAUCCAAUGUCUGACUGCUGGCUCUUAUUGUUUUUGUUUUUUUAAUUUUCUCAGCUUUUUUUAUGCUGUUUCUGGAAAAAGUCUGAUUAUAUCCACUAGUUUAGAUAAGUUAUGAGCCAGUGUGGAAGACCACUGUAAUCGCCAUGUUAGACCAUAUACAUGAUUAUAUAGAAAAUACAGCUGUCAUUUAAGGCUAAUAUUCUUACUUUCCUUACUGACUUUUGUGAUGCUGUAAAAGACCACAUUCUGAAUGAUUCACAUAUUAAUGUAAAAAAUAUUUGGAAAAUUUAGUCUUGUAAAUCAAACAGUUUGGUUUGUUUUUGUACUUUUGAUUUUUCAAUGCCAUAUCUAUUGUCUAUGUAAAAGUAGGUUGAACAGAUAAAAGUUGAAAAUUUCCACUCUGGCUGUGAAUGUAUGGCUAUAUGAGGAUGACAUGGGAAACUAUCCUUAAGGUCAAAGCCUAGUCUUAACAUUUUGAUUGCUUACAAGAUAUAUUAGGGGAAGUAACUACUGUCACAUUUUGUCUAGGUCAUAUUUUUCUAGUCUUUAUUUGCAUAUCUAAAUACAAUACAGUUCCUAACUGAGCUAGCUUAGGAAAGGUCAGUGGUUUCUACACAGGUGCCCACUUGUGCCUGAUAUAAUAUAUAAAAGGGGCACUUCAGGUCUUCUCCCAUCAGUAAAGCUGGAAAGUCUCCAUUAGACCUUUACAGUACUGUUGGUGUGAUUUUUAUCAUACUUUAUAUUUUAACAGACUUGUCCUUGUUCGAUCUGGAUAAAAUCAGUUAUCAUUUUGAGGGAAAAUUUUGAUAUAUAUACUGACUGAAUAGGAAACAGUGCAGACCAUGACCAGAAGGCCAAGCUAUGCUGACUGACCUUGAUCUGCACUGGAUGCAUGGGUGUAAUCAAUUGUCACUAAUUGGACUAAUAGCUAAAGCCUUAUUUAAUCAAAAGGAAAAUACACUUAAUACAUCACAACAUUAAUGUCCAUAUAACCAUAUGUAUACAUGUUUGAUCUUCAGCCAAGUUGCAAAAAAUUAAUGUCACCUACUAAGUUGCCGCACAUUUUUUAGCUUGAAGCUAAAAGCUUAUUUGAACUCUAGAAAACCGUUGUUACUGGAUCAAAGAUCCAUGGGUUUAGAGCAAAUACUUUGACCAUACAGCCUACACUCCCUUUUUAAUAUCACACAAACAAUAGCUUAAACUUGUGUCAUUUAUUUUCAUUCCAUACAUGUGUAUAUAUUAAAUAUAACAUGAACAUGUAUUUCCCAAACUUGUGUAGUUUACUUACAGUGCUUUGUUUACUGAAACAUUGUCUAAUGUGAAAAAUGAGGUUAACUUUUACCGUUAUCUCUCCGUUUUAUCAGGGUUUAUACAUUGCUUAAAACUUUUUUAUACAUAUCUAAUGAAAUAACGUCACUGAUAUUUCAGUUCAGGGUCAACAAAGACUUCCCUAUCUCUUGAUGUUUAAUUGGGUUACCUAAUAAAGUAUUAAUAUAUAUACUGUAUGUAAUAAUGUUAAAGGGACUCCACUGAGGUUUAAAAGCCUAAAAACAUAACAUUUUAAUUUCUUACAUAAAUGAGCUGGGGCGCACUUUAAACAGAAAUAUAUGUAAAGAUAGUUAAGAAAUAUACUUUGAAAUAAAUUGAAAAUCAUAUUUUUAUGCUUUCCUUGGCCCUAUUUGAGUAAAAAAUGUUUAAAUGCUUUUCAUUUUGGGUCAUUUUUUACAAUUUGAAUAAUUAUUCUGGAAGAACGAAGUGCGUGAAUGAUCUGAAAUUUUGCACAAAGAUUAGUGGUCUAAACCAGACUGAGUACAUCAAAUGGUACAUUUAUCUGGAAAAAAUAUUUUCAGUCCCAUCAUGUCAAAAAACCUCAGUGGAGUCCCAUUAAAAUAGGGUAUUGCUAUUUGUAUCUUUAUCAAUAUACAAAGUAAUGCUGUUUUUUGUAAUGUUAACUUUCAUUUGACAACCUGAUGUUUAAUUAUACUAUCUAUAUACACAGCUGCAGCAAUAUUAAAAGGACUUAAAAUACUGAAAAAUAUUUUUAUGAGUUUUCUUUUCCAUUUGCAGUUCCAAAUUCAAUGCAAGAUAAGUUUAUUACUCAAUUUAAGUAUUGUAAUGGUUAAAAGUUACUUUAUAUGUACUUGCUGGAAAUCUUCAAAUCGAGAAUAUGGUAACUUAAUAUAUUAAACUUUAGGCUUUGUUAUUUUAGUUGUUACAUUUGCUUGGAGAUAUAAAUGUUUACCAAGACUGUACUUUCCUGUCAAAUUAAAGAUUUUGUACAUUUUAUUUUCAUUGCAAAUACAAUUUAAACCCAUCUUUAUGUAACAGUAUUUGUUAUGGGGAAAAGUGGGAUUGAAGGAUUUUGUUGAAAUUAAAAGUUUGAUUAUUUGAUUUUUGCCAAAUGAUAUCGUGUUUACCUUUUGUGUCAAUUGUUAUGUAUAUGAUCUAGUGUUUAAUAACAGGUUUAAUUGUACAUGUACUAAAAAUAUUCAUAUGUAUGAAAAUGAAUUAAAUGAUUGCAAAAAUACUGUAACUAAAGAAGAUACACAUUUUUUCCAACAAAUUCUUUAUACACAAUGAAUUUUCAAGGAAUUCUGUUUUAUUUCUGUGUGUAAUUUAGUAAACUUAAUCAUGCUUUGUAGAAUUUGUUCCAGAUUUCUGGUCUGGUAGCACUAAAUUCUGAUGAAAAUAUUUUACACUAUCAUUGGGCUGGAUAUACAUUCCAGUGAAAUAUACAUUUUUAUUGUUAGUGUGUAUGGGUUAUUAUUUUUUGUUGUUGUUUCACAUUUGAUAGGCGAAAUAAUUUCUAUGAAAUAUUAUUUUUGUUUUGUUCAUACUUAUAAUAUGACAAUCAAAAUAAAUUCUCAC
Messenger RNA from Ruditapes philippinarum (Manila clam), 9897 nucleotides. Its product is annotated as nuclear receptor subfamily 1 group D member 2-like. The transcript is spliced from 7 exons. The record is from RefSeq and is a predicted model, not a curated record. The coding region runs from base 508 to 2364 and encodes 618 amino acids. Gene Ontology annotation, biological process: hormone-mediated signaling pathway; cell differentiation; positive regulation of transcription by RNA polymerase II. NCBI's taxonomy places the organism in Eukaryota, Metazoa, Mollusca, Bivalvia, Venerida, Veneridae. Gene Ontology annotation, molecular function: nuclear receptor activity; RNA polymerase II cis-regulatory region sequence-specific DNA binding; zinc ion binding.